AUGAAAAUCAAGCCAAUCGAAAAUACCAUCACCGCACAGAGAAAGAGCUUACACCGAAGACGCAUCUAUCAAGGAAAAACCUUACAGCCACGAACCCUAAGGCAAAUUGAAACGACCGAACAUCAAUCAAUGAUUGAACAUCAAUCGAUUGCAGUGAGCCCUGUCAUACCCGGCAUUGAGCCUCUGAUCAACGCUGCAGGUGAGGAGGUGGAAGCGGCCGUGGAUGACAUGGUCGAUGUUAGCGGCGGGGAUGUCGGCCUCGACGGGGACCAAGAACGAGGUGGUGGGGCGGUCAGUAGCUCUGGCCACAUGGGGAGGGCGCAACGGAGGUCGUGGACGGUGACGCCGAGUGAGAUCUGGUCCGCCGCUGAUUAG
Molecule: messenger RNA, 375 nt
Organism: Striga asiatica
Lineage: Eukaryota; Viridiplantae; Streptophyta; Magnoliopsida; Lamiales; Orobanchaceae
Source: the annotation of a GenBank genome assembly